Saimiri boliviensis boliviensis (Bolivian squirrel monkey) is the source of this 1304-nucleotide messenger RNA. It is a transcript of the gene PMVK, whose product is annotated as phosphomevalonate kinase. NCBI's taxonomy places the organism in Eukaryota, Metazoa, Chordata, Mammalia, Primates, Cebidae. Gene Ontology annotation, cellular component: cytoplasm. Gene Ontology annotation, biological process: cholesterol biosynthetic process; isopentenyl diphosphate biosynthetic process, mevalonate pathway. Gene Ontology annotation, molecular function: phosphomevalonate kinase activity. The record is from RefSeq and is a predicted model, not a curated record.
CAGACCCGGCUAUGAGCGAAAGUUCUGGGCGGGGCUGGACUGUUCUAAGUGAGUUCGGGCGGGGGAGCUUCACUAGGGGAGGCUGCCCUGGGAAGGAACCGAUUUCCUCUCCGCAUGUCUUACCCUUUUCUCCCAGUAUCUGUUUGGACAUAUGAGUUGAGUGCACGGUCGCGGGCGGUCAGCCCUGUCCGCAGCUACGGCGAGGAGAGGUGGGAUGGCUCCCUGUUGCCUCUCCGCCUAGUGGCCGCGUCCAUUCCGUGCGGUAUCCUGAUUUUAGGGCUAGGGACAAGUGUCAGCUUCAGGCACCGCGAAGCGUGGCGGCCCCAUGGCCCCGCUGGGAGGCGCCCCGCGGCUGGUGCUGCUGUUCAGCGGCAAGAGGAAAUCCGGGAAGGACUUCGUGACCGAGGCGCUGCAGAGCAGACUCGGAGCUGAUGUCUGUGCUGUCCUCCGGCUCUCUGGUCCACUCAAGGAGCAGUAUGCUCAGGAGCAUGGCUUGAACUUCCAGAGACUCCUGGAUGCCAGCAACUACAAGGAGGCCUUUCGGAGGGACAUGAUCUGCUGGGGAGAGGAGAAACGCCAGGCUGACCCAGGCUUCUUUUGCAGGAAGGUUGUGGAGGGCAUCUCCCAGCCCAUCUGGCUGGUGAGUGACACAAGGAGAGUGUCUGACAUCCAGUGGUUUCAGGAGGCCUAUGGGGCCGUAACUCAGACGGUCCGCGUUGUAGCGUUGGAGCAGAGCCGACAGCAGCGGGGCUGGGUGUUCACAGCAGGGGUGGAUGACGCUGAGUCAGAAUGUGGCCUGGACAACUUUGGGGACUUUGACUGGGUCAUCGAGAACCAUGGAGAUGCGCAGCGCCUGGAGGAGCAGCUGGAGACCCUGACGGAAUUUAUCCGCACCAGACUUUAGUCACUAGGUUCUAGGAGUGAACUGGGGCGUGCUGAGGUGGGGGUGGGGCUGACUCUGCAGGUUGGGGGGUGCCCGAUCCUGGCUCAAGGUGAGGAACAGACAGAGAGGGGUCUGGAUUCUGGGGAGGUGGUUGGUGGAUUUUGGGCAAGCCAGGAAACCUCUGGAGAUCUCAUUUUCUCCUUGGAAGAGUAUGGAAGACAGCCAUACUCUUCGGUAGGAGACUCCAAGGGCAAAGGAGGGUGACGUGGCUGUGCUUGAAGGAGAAACCCCAGGCCUCCCCCGCGCCAGUCCCCUCAGCCUGUGGUGGCCUUGCAUCCUGACUGGAUGUUCUCAGCCCCUUGUUCUAGGCAAGAACUCAGGGCUCCCCAGUGUGGAUAUUAAUAAACCUCUUUGGAGCACA